AUGUCUGCCCACACCAAGCUCCACAGCAAGGCCGACUUCGACAAGGCCCUCGAGACGCAGGGCCGCUAUGUGCUGAUCCACGCCUACUCCGGCUCCGUUCUCGACAAGGCUGAGGAGUUCGCCGCCAAGUACAAGUCCAACUGCGAUGCGUACGCCGUUGAUACUUCGGAGGAGCCGAAGGUGAUGGAGUACUUCGGUAUUACCCAGACUCCAGCUGCGCUGCUUUACAAGGAUGGCCAGCAGGUGAAGAAGGUUGAGGGAAGGGGGUCCGGGAUUGAGGACAUCGAGAGCCUGCUUAAGCAGUAG
This is a messenger RNA of Saxophila tyrrhenica, 306 nucleotides long. RefSeq lists its product as uncharacterized. The transcript has 2 exons. The record is from RefSeq and is a predicted model, not a curated record. The coding region runs from base 1 to 306 and encodes 101 amino acids. NCBI's taxonomy places the organism in Eukaryota, Fungi, Ascomycota, Dothideomycetes, Mycosphaerellales, Extremaceae.